This is a messenger RNA of Besnoitia besnoiti, 1296 nucleotides long. Its product is annotated as RNA recognition motif-containing protein. Gene Ontology annotation, molecular function: RNA binding. NCBI's taxonomy places the organism in Eukaryota, Apicomplexa, Conoidasida, Eucoccidiorida, Sarcocystidae. Bases 1 to 1296 code for a protein of 431 amino acids. The record is from RefSeq and is a predicted model, not a curated record. The transcript has 8 exons.
AUGGCAUUCGACGGUCCGAACAACGGCACUGCAGCAGGGGGCAUCCCCGAAGAAGACUCGGGAAUUCCUCUCCCCUACGUCGAGGGCGAAGCCCACGCACCGCAGAAUCCGGAGCUGCUGCAGCACCAAAUGCCAGCGCCGCAGGCGUUUGAUCAAGAUGGGGUUGUGUCCGGCGACAACAGCGCCAGCGCGCCGGUAGGCGACGAGGCCGCGGUUCCGUUGGGGGGGCAUCCCAUUCCAGAUGAAGGCGCGCGGAACGAGGGAGACAGUGGCUCGCCGCAUCAAGCCUCAGACCCCGAUGACCAGGCCGGCGGCGCGCCUCAGCGCGCGAGCGGCGAAACCGACAAAGAAGUGCAAAUGCGCAAGCUCUUCGUUGGCGGCCUGAGCCGAUCCACGACGACGGAUAGUCUGCGCACGUACUUCCAGCAGUACGGGGACGUCGCGGACAGUGAAGUUCUUUUUGACAAAUUUACCGGCAGGAGCCGCGGCUUCGGUUUCAUCACGUUUACCACGCCGGACCCGAUCGCACGCGUCGCCGACAUGCGCCACACCGUGGACGGAACUCAGGUCGAGGUGCGACGGGCGAUUCCCCGUGAAGAGGCGCGCGACCACGGCGCUGCAGGCGGCGACCGCGAUGCUGGCCGUCUGUUCGUUGGAGGCAUCAGCGACGACGUCAACGACGAAUCGCUCCGCGCGUACUUCCGUCACUACGGCGAGAUCCAAUCCGCCAAUGUGAUGUUUGACAGGCAGAACAACCGGCCGCGAGGCUUCGGUUUCGUCAUCUUCAGAAACCCGGACGACGCGGAGAAGGCGAUCGGCCCCCACAAGAAGCUCGGCGUGCAUUGCGAAGCGAAGCGCGCUCAGCCUCGCCAGAUGAACCGCGAGCGCGGCUCUGGAGGCGGGUGGGGUGGAAGCGGCGGAUACGGUGGUCGCGGCGGCGGCGGAUACGGCGGCGGAAGGGACGGAGGCUACGGCGGCGGCCGCCGAAGAGACUACGGCAACUACGGGCCCCCCGGUGGCGCUGUGGAUCCCUCCUCAGGCUACGGAAUGGGCGGUCCCAGUGGCAUGUAUGGCGCCGGCGGCUAUAGCGGCUACGCGAACUACAACCCGUACUACGCGGCCUACUACGCCCAAAUGGCAGCCUACAGUGCGAUGGGCGGCUACGGCGGCUACAGCAGCGGCGCGAGUGCGCCUGUCUACGGCAUGGGUGGCGAAGAGGGCGGCUAUGGCAGCCCCCCGGCGUCGGGUGGCGCGGAGCGCGGCAACCGCAUGGCGAACCGCUCCACGCCGUACUAA